Molecule: messenger RNA, 3341 nt
Organism: Elgaria multicarinata webbii
Lineage: Eukaryota; Metazoa; Chordata; Lepidosauria; Squamata; Anguidae
Gene: PRKCD
Product: protein kinase C delta
Exons: 18
Coding region: 112-2160 (682 amino acids)
Biological process (GO): intracellular signal transduction; peptidyl-serine phosphorylation
Molecular function (GO): diacylglycerol-dependent serine/threonine kinase activity; ATP binding
Source: RefSeq, a predicted model, not a curated record
GCUCGACGGACAGCUCACUUUACAAAGCGGCGCUCACGGCCUCGGAGCGCCGUGCAGUUCUUGCGCUCGGGACCCUCGCAAGGCAACGGGUUCACAAUCGUGCUCUGAGCUAUGGCUCCUUUCUUACGAAUAUCGUUCAACUCAUUUGAGCUAGGACCAGUGCAGAAUCAAGGAGAACAACUACAGCCCUUCUGUGCAAUAAAAAUGAAAGAGGCCUUGACGACAGAGAGAGGCAAAACCUUGAUUCAGAAGAAACCCACUAUGUACCCAGACUGGAAAUCAUCCUUUGAUGCCCACAUCUAUGAGGGGCGUGUGAUUCAGAUUGUUCUCAUGAAGGCAGCAGAAGAGCCAUUAUCUGAAGUGACUGUAGGUGUUUCUGUUUUGGCUGAAAGAUGUAAGAAAGGCAACGGGAAAGCAGAAUUCUGGCUCGAUUUACAGCCUCAGGGGAAAGUAUUGAUGGCUGUACAAUAUUUUCUAGAAGAUGGAGAUUGCAUGAAGUCAAUAAGGGAAGAUGAUGAAGGAACUGUAACUAUAAAUAGAAGAGGAGCAAUCAAACAGGCAAAGAUCCAUAACAUCAAAAACCAUGAAUUUAUUGCCACCUUCUUUGGACAACCUACAUUUUGCUCUGUCUGUAAAGAUUUUGUCUGGGGGCUAAACAAGCAAGGAUACAAAUGUAGACAAUGCAAUGCUGCUAUUCACAAAAAAUGCAUUGAUAAAAUCAUUGGGAGAUGUACUGGUACUGCUGCGAACAGUAGAGAUACAAUGUUUCAGAAGGAGCGCUUCCACAUUGAUAUGCCGCACAGAUUCAAAGUUUACAACUACAUGAGUCCUACCUUCUGUGACCAUUGUGGGAGUCUUCUCUGGGGACUAGUUAAGCAAGGAUUAAAGUGUGAAGAAUGUGCAAUGAAUGUACACCACAAAUGUCAAAAGAAAGUGGCAAAUCUUUGUGGCAUCAAUCAAAAACUAUUGGCAGAAGCUUUAAAUCAAGUUAGUCAGAGAUCUUCCAGGAAGUCUGAUUCUGGCUCAGUAGAAAGUGUUGGCAUUUACCAGGGUUUUGAUAAUAAACCGAAAGCCUUUGGUGGAGAUUCAACAGAUAGUAGUGAGUAUGAUAGGCUCUGGGAAGGAAGAUCAUUAACUCGACCAUCCAGUAGGAGGAAGUUCAACAUAGACAGUUUUAUCUUCCACAAAGUCCUUGGGAAAGGAAGCUUUGGAAAAGUACUACUUGCUGAGCUGAAAGGGAAGAAUGAAUUUUUUGCAGUAAAGGCUUUAAAAAAAGAUGUGGUGCUAAUUGAUGAUGACGUGGAAUGCACCAUGGUGGAAAAGCGGGUCUUAGCACUUGCAUGGGAAAAUCCAUUUCUUACCCACUUAUAUUGCACUUUUCAGACUAAGGACCAUCUGUUCUUCGUUAUGGAGUUCCUUAAUGGUGGUGACCUAAUGUUCCAUAUACAGGACAAAGGCCGUUUUGAUCUCUUCAGAGCUACGUUUUAUGGAGCUGAAAUAUUGUGUGGCUUACAGUUUCUUCACAGCAAAGGCAUUAUUUAUAGGGACCUCAAACUAGACAAUGUGAUGCUUGAUAAAGAAGGCCACAUCAAAAUAGCUGAUUUUGGGAUGUGCAAAGAGAAUGUAGUUGGCGAGAACAAGGCAACGACUUUCUGUGGUACCCCAGACUACAUAGCACCUGAAAUCUUGCAAGGGCUGAAGUAUACAUUUUCUGUGGACUGGUGGUCAUUUGGAGUCUUGUUGUACGAGAUGCUUAUUGGACAAUCUCCAUUCCAUGGUGAUGAUGAAGAUGAGUUAUUUGAGUCAAUUCGAGUAGAUACACCUCAUUACCCACGCUGGAUUACCAAGGAAUCUAAGGAUAUACUAGAGAAGCUGUUUGAAAGGGAUCCAACAAAACGAUUGGGAAUAACUGGGAGCAUCAGAGACCACCCUUUCUUCAAAGCAAUUAAUUGGACAGCGCUCGAAAAGAGGGAGAUGGAACCACCUUUCAAACCAAAAGUGAAAUCAGCAAGUGACUACAACAACUUUGACAGAGAGUUUUUGAGUGAGAAGCCCCGACUAUCCUACAGUGACAAAAAUCUAAUAGACUCUAUGGAUCAGACUGCAUUUGCUGGGUUCUCUUUUAUUAACCCCAAAUUUGAACGAAUUCUUGAGAAAUAGUUCUUCAAUCAAAACCGAACUCUGAAGUACAAUUGUAAACAGAAGCUCUCAAGCACUCCAUGUGAAAUGUGAUCAGAGGAUACUUUCAUCUCUUUUUCUUCAUUCUGAAUAACACUCAAUAGUGACUAAUUACAUUCUACUGCUAAUUCUUUAGAAACUGGCAGUAAGCUUCAUCUUGCAUGGUUGAGUUUAUAAGUAUCCUUGUGAAUCAUGUGUAAAUGAUUUUCUCUGCAACAGGGAAAAUGUAAAUUGUGUGUUGUUAUUUGAAUGCAGUUAUCUGUUGGAAAAAAUAUAUGUAUAUGCUGUAUAUUUUGCUCAAGUGGCGAAAGAUAGCUUAUGAAGGGUAUUUUAAAUAAAGUGACACAGCUAGCCAGUUCUUUUACAUCAUCAAAUGAAAUAACUUGAAUUUUUAUUCAGUUGAUUCUGGGUUUCAAAUAUUACUAUUUUUAAUUCAUAAGUGCCAUGAAUUGAUAUUGUGCUUUGCAGAGCCUCACUCUAACAAGUUUACAACCUUUAUAAUAAUACUUUUACUUUUUGUCAUUCAUGGAUGAAACCACAUUAAAGAUCAUGGAAGUACUGCAGUUUUUAAAAGAAGUGAGUCCUUUCCCAGUUGGAUUAACUACCAUCACAGACCAAACUCUAUCUGCAGCCCAAAGCAUGUUGAGUAAGAUGCAAGUCCCCCAACUCAGUGGGGUUUACUUCUGACUAAACAUGCAUGGAAGCAGACCUUACAUUUUUGUUAAAGGGAGGUGACAGAUACUGAGAAAAAAAUCUAGCUGGGGCUAUAUGACAAUCUCAUCUCACAUGGUAGGAUUCUUCACAGGGAUUCCUAGGAUGGCUGUUGGCUUGAUUCUAUUUUUUGUUUUGGUUUUUAUCCAGUGCAGGCUAAUAAAGGUUCAGUCACCACUCCAGAGAUUAAGACUGGUUCCCAUAGGAAUAUUUAAAUACAGAGUAUGUGAUAAUCAUUGCUACAUGGGAGCCUGAUAAGAACAGAUUUUUAUACUCGACAGAAAAUUCUGUACAACACGUACAGAAAGUUUAAACUUUGGUUCGGGUUGGGGGAAGAUAAACAAUGCAAAACUGAUGUGUUGAUUUUAGGUUAUUACUUAAUUGUGAAGAUGUAAUGAUGAAAGACUUAAAAGUUUUAAAUAAAAAUAUACAUGCUCUGUUGCUCACUGAAA